Zingiber officinale is the source of this 2341-nucleotide messenger RNA. RefSeq lists its product as uncharacterized. The record is from RefSeq and is a predicted model, not a curated record. The transcript is spliced from 2 exons. Lineage: Eukaryota; Viridiplantae; Streptophyta; Magnoliopsida; Zingiberales; Zingiberaceae. Gene Ontology annotation, molecular function: protein binding. The coding region runs from base 383 to 1531 and encodes 382 amino acids.
UUCCACCUAAUUUCUCUGCACGCAAAGUCAGUGAUUUGGCAGGUUGCUCGUUCUUGAAUUGAUUGAUACCCAGAUGAGAUCUAUGUGUGCAUGCAUGUUCUUCCUUCCCGUCUUAUUGUUUCUUAUAGCAUGCAUGUGAGACUGCAUGAUUGAUCCAUUCUCUGCCCUCUCUCUCUCUCUGCGCCCUUACCAUUUCUCUAUUGGUAGCGGUUGAUGCUGUCGACUACCAAAUACACAUUAUAGAUUUGAUAAAGCUGCACAAAUCAGAGCAUGUUUGAUUCCGCUCCUCCUUCCACGACAACAAGAAGCUGCCAUCUUUAACUUCCUCGUGUUCAUUGCCUCGCCAGUCAAGGUUUCUCGAAUUUUGCUGAGGGAGCGAGUGAUGGAGGAGAGCGGCGGAGUGGUUGCAGAACAAGUAGCGGCGGCGAGGACGCGGGCGGCGGUGAAGCAACUUCACUUCGGUGAGGGCGAGGAGAUGAAGCUGGCGGCGGUGGCAGAGAUUAAGAAGGUCGUUGCUGGGGAUACACAAGAGAAGCGGCGAAUGGCGGCGCUAGGAGUCAUCCCGCCGAUGGUGGCGAUGGUGGCGGAGUUGAAGGAUGAGCAUCGCCGGAGGCUGGUGGUUGAAACGCUUGAGCAGUUAGCUCACGGCACAUUCAAGAACAAGGCACUCAUCGUGGAGGCUGGAUUGCUGGUCAAACUGGGAGGGCCCAAGGUCAACUCCUCUGAGCUCGAAAAGACCCAAUGUUUGGCUCCCCUGCUUUCGUCCCUCUCCUCCCUCGCAAAGACGGAAUUCCCAAUUGACGCGAGGCAAAUGCUGCCUUUUCUAAUCCAAAUCCUCAACUCUAAUGCAACUACAAAGCAAUCCAAGCUCGCUUGCGUAGCCGCGCUCUACAACCUCUCCACGAAGCUGGAGAACAUCAAAGCCAUCGUUUCCAGCGGCGCCGUCCACGAACUCCUCAAGUUAUCCCAGAACCGAGUCAUUGGCGGCGGCGGCGGCGCGGAGGGCGCUUUGUCGACUCUGAGCAACUUAAUGCUGAGCGAAACAGGGAAGCGCGCCAUCGCUGACGACCCGAUCGCCGUAGAAGCUCUAAUGGAGACGAUGGCGCGGGAGGACGAGCCCAAGUGCCAAGAGCUCGCCGCAUACUUGCUGAUGGUGGUGGCUCACCGGAGCAACGAGCAGAGGAGGCGGAUGGCGGAGCUGGGGAUAGUGCAACUGGCCCUGGAGGUGGCGUUGUUGGGAUCUCCCCUGGCGCAGAAGAGGGCGCUUAAGAUGCUGCAGUGGUUCAAGAACGAGGGCAGGGAGCGGAUUCGAGGGCAUUCCGGGCCACAGCCGGAGGAGUUACUGACUUCAGCGGACUCGUCAACUUGCGAGCGACAGCUGAGGGAGUGCAAGAAGGCGGUGAGGAGGAUGGUGAAGCAGAGUCUGGACAGGAAUAUGGAGGUGAUCACGAGGAGAGCUCAUGCGCCGGAGGGCUUCUCUCGUUUGAAGACUCUGGCGGCCACUUCCAGUUCCAAGAGCUUGCCUUGCUGAACAUGAAUCGGCCCAAUAACAUUUGUGUGUUCUUGGGCUGGCACGGCAAAUUCCUGCCUUCACCUACUCCUCCUGCUGACAUGAAUUGGCAGAGCAGAGGAAGUGGCGAUGAUUGGCGACAAGUCCAUUAUUAAUCUUCGCCCACUUGCCAACACUCUCGAUGAUGUCCUUUUCUUCCUAUGCCUCUUCUCCUCGUUCCUGUUCCUAUCUGAUCUCACUCCGAAGCAGCAGCACUGCAGCAGCUGGUAGCCUAUGCGAUCCAGCAAUGCGUUGACACAGGCAGAAAUAAGUAGCCGAAACAGAUAGAAUUAAAGAGCUGGUACUGCAUCAUUUUCAACUUGAAAAUUUUAGCUCUUAACUUUCAACUAAUUCUUAGAUUGCAAGUGUGGCUAAUUCAGUGCCUUGCAUGGCAGGUUGCAAGUCUUUGUCACGGAAGAAUACGCAAACUAGGUUAGUAAGAAGCGAUAGUAUCAUUAUGGAAUCAUUGGUGGAAGAAGAGAUUUAGAAACGAGUUGCAUUAUUGUAUACACAUGGUGUGUUCAGUAUAGAAUGUGACAGGAGAUAUGAUGGUCGAUGAUUGAAGCAUGCCAUCGAAUGCUCUCAUUGCACAGUAGAAUAUUAGCAGUAAGACAUCUCUUGGAAUCGAUUGCUGCCUAAUUUCCUUGGUCUGUUCUGAAGAACGCAUUCUUUAAUUUUUCUUCUUCUUCUUUUCCUUUUCGGUGAGAAAAUAUAUUGCAUUUGCAUUUGUUUUCUCAGGACUUUUUGUUUCUUUCUGAUUUAUGAAGCAUCGAAGGAAUUUAAUUUAUAGUU